Messenger RNA from Microtus ochrogaster (prairie vole), 4793 nucleotides. It is a transcript of the gene Pcyt1b, whose product is annotated as phosphate cytidylyltransferase 1B, choline. Gene Ontology annotation, molecular function: phosphatidylcholine binding; choline-phosphate cytidylyltransferase activity. Gene Ontology annotation, biological process: CDP-choline pathway. The record is from RefSeq and is a predicted model, not a curated record. NCBI's taxonomy places the organism in Eukaryota, Metazoa, Chordata, Mammalia, Rodentia, Cricetidae.
GCUUCUCUGAGAAAGAAAGGGGUGGUGUGUGUGUGUGUGGAGUGGUGGGGGGGUAACCUUUUUACUUCCCCCCAGGGAAGACAAAAAAGAAGGGAAGAAGAAGGGGGAUGGGUAGGGAAGAGAAAAAUACGUGACAAAGAAAACAUUCUCUGCCUGGGAGGAGACUCCCAGAGGGUGUAGAGCUGGAGGGAGCAUUCACUGGCCAUGCCAGUACUUACCACUGAUGCUGAGUCAGAAACAGGUAUCCCAAAAUCCCUUUCCAAUGAGCCUCCCUCAGAAACCAUGGAGGAAAUAGAGCACACAUGCCCACAGCCUCGACUGACCUUGACUGCACCGGCUCCUUUCGCAGAUGAAUCCAGCUGCCAGUGCCAAGCGCCUCAUGAAAAACUAACCAUUGCCCAGGCCCGCUUAGGAACACCAGUUGACAGGCCUGUUAGAGUGUAUGCAGAUGGCAUAUUUGACCUCUUCCACUCAGGUCAUGCAAGGGCACUUAUGCAAGCAAAAACACUGUUUCCCAACAGCUACUUGUUGGUAGGAGUCUGCAGUGAUGACCUUACUCACAAGUUCAAAGGUUUUACUGUGAUGAAUGAGGCAGAGAGAUACGAAGCCCUGAGACACUGCCGCUACGUGGACGAAGUCAUCAGAGACGCACCGUGGACUCUCACGCCAGAGUUCCUGGAAAAACACAAGAUUGACUUUGUGGCUCAUGAUGACAUCCCAUAUUCCUCUGCUGGCUCUGACGAUGUUUAUAAGCAUAUAAAGGAAGCAGGCAUGUUUGUUCCAACACAAAGAACAGAAGGCAUCUCAACAUCAGACAUCAUCACCAGAAUUGUCCGUGACUAUGAUGUGUAUGCCCGACGCAACCUUCAGAGAGGAUACACGGCCAAGGAACUCAAUGUCAGCUUUAUAAAUGAGAAGAAGUACCGUUUCCAGAACCAGGUGGACAAGAUGAAAGAGAAGGUCAAGAAUGUAGAGGAAAGAUCAAAGGAAUUUGUUAACAGAGUAGAGGAGAAGAGUCACGACCUAAUUCAAAAGUGGGAAGAAAAAUCAAGAGAGUUCAUUGGCAACUUCCUGGAACUGUUUGGGCCAGAUGGCGCAUGGAAGCAGAUGUUCCAGGAGAGAAGCAGCCGGAUGCUACAGGCCUUAUCUCCGAAGCAGAGCCCCGUGAGCAGCCCAACCCGGAGCCGGUCCCCUUCCCGCUCGCCAUCUCCCACCUUCUCAUGGCUCCCGAACAAGACCUCUCCCCCCUCCUCACCCAAAGCAGCCUCAGCCUCCAUCAGCAGCAUGAGUGAGGGGGAUGAGGAUGAGAAGUAAAGGUGCCUGGCCAAGAAGAGCCACAGCACACAGGAUGGGAAGGGGUCCCGGGCUGCCUGGGUGGUGUUGAGAGCUGCCGCUCAGCAGCGAGAUGGGAGUUCAGCCAUGGGAAGGAACUGGGGCCAGCUCCUCUUCCUUCUCUGUACAGCCUGCCCUGGGCUCAGCAUGGAGGUUCCCAACCUGAAAACCCGUACAAACCUUCUUAGCAUCAUAGAAUCACCCCCACUUUAGCCCUGCUAUGGAAAGGUGCAGAGCACUCCAUGAAGUGGGGUGUCUUCUGCUUUGGUCCACACAUUCAUCCGUAUCAAAUAAGCCACCUGCAGAAGCGAUGCUGCCUCACCCUGCUAGCUCCGGCCCUCUAAGAGCCUUGCACGCGGCCUCCUAUCUCCCAAACUCUUCCAGAAUGAAUUCCCUUCCAGAUGAGGUGGCUGAGUGCUUCUAAAACGACACUGUAGCCUUCUCGGUGCAGCCACUAAGACCUGAAGAAGCAACUGUCAACUCUUUCCCGCUCCAGGACCAUGACUCUGACCCAGCUUCGCUUUGGCCAGAUAGAAAAGUGUGAACCUUAACUUCUCAUUCAAAGGACAGUUGUGUCAAGGUGAAUGCCACCUAAGGCCUGCCAUGCUUCUGGCUCUACUGUCCAUCACUGGCACGAUGACACUGUUUUCCAGAAAUUCCCCGAACUGACGGAAUCACAGACGGAAACCUGUCUUGUCUAAAAAGAAAUCACCCACCCAACCAAGGGCUGCUUUGCUUUGGCUCCAUGAAUGGAAGAGAAACUAUCUCCUGGAGCUUCUUAAAGGAUGGCUCUCUCCAUUCUGACCACUUCACAGUUGAUAGUCCUUGAGGAACAUUUUGAUGUAACAAACUCUUAGUAUAUGGAUGGGGGUGCUACCUGCACGUGUCUGUUUUAUGUACCCUCCACUAUGCCAGCACAGGGUGUAGACCAUACACAAUAUGAAUAUACGGUGGUGGUGUUUUGCUAUCUACCCCUCUCCCACUCUCUCCCUGACCCCCCUGCUGAAAUGCUUUCUCUAAAGAACCAACCGGUCCCCUCAUGACUUGGGCGCCUUGUUAAAAGCUCAAUCAAAUGUUAGAUUCCUGUAGAAAUGUUUUGUCCCAGAAAAUUCCUGUUCUUCUUUGCCCAUGCCAUUUUGGGUAAAGGGAAGCUCCGAAGAGUUGCAAAGAAUUGGACACUCAAUCCUUUGAACAGUCUAAGGGACACUGGUUAUGUCUGGCCGUAGCUUCUCUGGAUGGGAUGGAGACUCUCAGAAUACUGUAGAACAUUUGGGGCUACUGUUCCCCAAUCAUGUGUAGGGAAUGUGCAGGUCCAGCUAAGGUUUAGAGUCAAUCUCUUAGGUACAAAUAAAAGUUCCUGAUUUUCCUGGGAAAGUCAGACAGCACUGGUAGAAUGAAGGCCAUAACCUAUGACUUGUGGGCAAAGCCCUUCACUUCCGCUGGCAGAAGCAUCCCUUUGUUCAGAGGCCUUGGGGAUACACCUUCUGGAUGGCAAUCAGUGGAGAAAGCACCCUGUCUUUUCCCUUUGUGCUGGGGUUGAGCCACCUCCCUGCUCACCUGCAGAUCAGUGGUGAUUAUUGCAAAGCCAAGUUGUGAGGCUAAGCCAGCUGGGAGCCUCCUUGUUCUGGGCAGUUCUUCCAGAACUGGGUAAAGUGCAUGGAAGACACGGGGUGCUGGGAACACGGCCUGGGAGAAAGAAAGUUCCUCUCGGAGCAUCACUGUCCAGAGGCAAGGGCUUCCGUUCUCCCAUUGUAACUGCUUGAGCUCAGCCCUUCCACCAGGACAAGUCAUGCAUGAAUGCCUUCCAUUUCAGCCAGCUGACACUUGUGCCCGUGAAAGGACACAUAAAGGAACCAAGCAAAUAAAGAUAGGGGGACAAGAGAAGAGAAGAGAGGAUCCCAGAGAGAGGAAAGAAAGAUAAAAGGAAAUGUGCUGUCUUAAGACACUUCAGGCUGCAUGGGGGCAGCUCUCUUUGAUGAGGCCUUCUUAAGAAGCUGACUUCAUGACCCAGGAUGGAGAGAUCCACUUUUACCUAAGUUUUGCUCUGAGGCGGAGAGUGUAGGGUGGAUAUAUCAGGCGACUAUAAUUUUGCAGGCCCUACAUACCAUCCUGACUCAUCAGAGACUACCACGGUAGCUAUGAAUGAUGGGAAAUGACCAACACUGGAAUCAUUCCAGGUAGAGGCGCAAACAAGCCAUAAGUGGGUUUAAAUCUCCUCCUCAUUUCUGUCAGCACCUCCUCACCUUCCUAAAGCCUUCCACAAAAAAAUGGGGGAGUCUGCUAUCCAACCUCUAGCCCUUCUUGGCCAUCUCUCAGUCUUUCCCAGUCUUUACCCUACCUUACCUCUCCCAUCCCCAGCAGGAGCUGGGAUUGAGUCAGCCGGUCAAUUCUCAUGACCAAAAGUGAGUUAAGGAUGUAAUGAACAUAAACUCUGCUGCAAGCUCGGGGAAGUAAGCAGAAAUGCCAAAAAAAAAAAAAGGCAAGGAAAACGCUCUUUUUGCUCCAGAAAGUGACAUAAGUAACUUAGGGAAUGGGGUAGGUCGGGAAAGGGAAGAUGGAAAAAAUAUGAAACUAAGUUGGUGAGUAUGAAAGGAUUCGGAUUUUCUACUUUCCCAGGCAUCACUGGGGCCCUAACGGGUGAAGGAGGAAGGCUUCCUAUCAAAUAUUUCUGUGGUUAGUGGCUCCCCAUGCAGCAGGUAUGGUCCCAGCCUCUCCAGCUUCUUUGGCAUAUUAGCAACCCCCAUGCGCCCCCUGAAACCAAGUGCUGACUCCCUUCGGGCAAGCAACAGGGGUGGAGUUGUAAUGUGAUGUCCAUUUCUGUCAAGAACUUUCCCUGUCAGGAUCUGCCAGAGACAAUGGUAAAGCAGCCCUAUGACAGAUGGAGUGUGGCUUCUGACCUGCUGUGGGUUCAGGAGCCCCAAGCACGCUACAACCUAGGCUAUAAGAUACGGCAGCUACCCCGGUGGGUGCCGGGCACAGGAAGAACACAGCGAAUUUUCCCUCCACCUUCAGGACUUACUUUAAUGCCCAGUGCUACCCCAUAGAUGAGCUUGUUUUUCAGACAUCUGCUCAGCAGCAGUCCUGUUCUGACCAUGUGAUUACAAAGGAGCAAGAGAGGACGGAAGGAAGAAAGGAAAAGAAGAAAGGAAGUGUAGUGAGCUCAUCGGGCAUUUUCUACUUCCCUGUUCUCUAGUUUUCUGUUGUGUCACUGCAGUGUGUCUGGGGACAAAGCCAUAAGAACAGCUUAUCUACUUAAAAUUCUACUGUACAUAUAUAUAAGACGAUGACUCAUCUGGAUUCAAGAAUGACCUUAUGCCCAAGCAUUUGCUCUGGUGCUGAAUAGUGACAACUACUGGAAUCACCCCACCCCCACCGCCGAAACUCCUAAACCCUCUUUCCCUGCUCCCAAAAGGAUCACAGUAUUCCCAACUUGUUUCUAAAUAAAGGGACGCAGAGUCACA